Molecule: messenger RNA, 1110 nt
Organism: Atta colombica
Lineage: Eukaryota; Metazoa; Arthropoda; Insecta; Hymenoptera; Formicidae
Product: enoyl-CoA hydratase domain-containing protein 3, mitochondrial
Exons: 6
Coding region: 103-966 (287 amino acids)
Cellular component (GO): mitochondrion
Molecular function (GO): hydro-lyase activity
Source: RefSeq, a predicted model, not a curated record
UUCAGUAUUGUCGAGUAUUCAAAGUAUGAUACCUCACAUCAAACUAACCUAAAUUUCUUAUCUAGAAUCUUGUAUACAAAGUAUACAAAGUGUCGUGACGAAAUGAUAGUUAUCUCGAGAUUCGUUACUAAAAAUGGUUUCACCGUUUCUCAGGGAAGAUAUGUCGCAAGAACAUUAUCCACCGAAAAGAAAUAUGUGGAGACAACUGAAAAAAAUGGGGUCAGAACUAUUUGUAUGUGCGACUCUUCUUCCUGCAACUCCCUAUCGCUAGGGAUGCUAAAAUCUUUGAUGACAGAGAUCAAGAGAGAUGAGGACAACAAGAAUCUCCGGUCGAUCGUACUGAUGUCUGAAUCAAGAAAGGUGUUUUCUGCCGGGCACAAUCUGAAGGAACUGACGGCUACGAACAUCAAAUCUCACAAGGACGUGUUUGAGACCUGCUCGGAGUUGAUGCGGGCCAUCAGUCAGAGUCCGGUGCCAAUAAUUGCAGCGGUGGACGGUUUGGCAGCCGCAGCCGGCUGUCAAUUGGUUGUGGCGUGUGAUAUCGCGGUGUGCACGGAAAGAAGUUUGUUCUCCACUCCAGGAGCGAAUGUCGGGUUAUUUUGCUCGACACCAGCCAUACCAUUGAUACGCAAUGUGCCAAGGAAGAACGCAAUGUAUAUGCUGUUUACUGGAUUGCCUAUAUCCGGCAAAGAAGCUUACGAAUACGGUCUCGUUAGCAAAGUUGUGGCUAAUGAUAAGCUCGAUGAGGAAAUUGGUCAAAUUACAAAUGCAAUUAAUAUAAAAAGCCGCUCAAUUAUGCAUUUUGGUAAAACAUUCCUGUACGAACAAAUUAAUCUUGAUAUAUUGACAGCAUAUGCUCUCGGCACCGAAAAAAUGGUAAAUAAUCUGAAAAUGAAAGAUGCUCAGGAAGGUAUACAAAGUUUUCUGGAAAAGAGGAAGCCGAAUUGGUCUCAUGAUUUAAAAUAAUUGAGAUUAUAUCUAAUAUUUCUUUUAUUAUAUGUAACAUUGAUUAUAUAUAACAUUUUGUUAGAUGUGAAACCUUCUUACAAUUGAUAUUAAUGUGAUAUUUUAUACUUGUAUAUAAUUUCAAUAAUAAACUAAUUAAAAAGA